GGAGGAGGGAUAAGGGGAAUGAUUUAGGCUAUUAUGAAAGGAAGAUAGAGACAGAGUGAGGAACAGAGAUCACGUCGUGCAGACGACAACAUCCUUAUUGCGACGGGGGCUGCAGCUGCUUAAAGAGAGAGAAAAAUCUCAUAAUAUUAGAAAAGGCCAGUGGCCGUUAUUGACGCAGCGCGCGGCACCAGCAGCGUCACUGGAGGAGGCAGAGAGACGCGAGCACGUCCUCAUUCAAAGCUUCUUACAAAGGCUCCCGACAGGAGUGAUUUUGUGAGAGAGGAGGGGCGCUGGACGAGCCAGGGUGGCCAGGAUGACAGGCUGUUCAUCCCCUGCAAGCGCCACGGCCAACGAGAAGGAUGUGACCGAUAGAAGAAGCCGCUGCCCCUUGCGCCCCGUACCGAAGAGGAGAGCGCAUACGCCCUCCGGACUCCGGACUCCACCCCUUACCUGGACCCUUCCUCCAUGAACACUGCCCAACCCAAACGAACCCUGCAGCACGUCGAGGACACCAGAUCCCCUGUUUGUUUUGGACACUCUCCCCCUUUGGCCACUUUUAUUUCCCUGUUUUGUUUUGUUUUCUGUUAAUAAAAGCCCACUGUGUCUGUCGUUUGCUCCUCCCACCACAUUUUAUAACCACAUAAAUUAUAAAAAUAAUAUAUAAUUAAAAACUGAAGUAAAUAAUUACAGAUAUUAUAAAAUAUCCUUUAAAAUGAUUUUUUUCAAUGUAGGGGAGCAAACUGAAGUCAGUCAAUUGAACUUGGUCAGUCACCCCGUCUUGAAUAUGUGUCCUGUCUUUUAGCGUUGCAUUGCAUGUGCAGUUAACAUUAGAAUGACUUUUCACAAUGUAGUUAGAUUGAGAGUCAACACAAGUGUAGCUUAAACCAAAUUUGAAGGACUCGAGCUUUGUUUGACCUAAAUGAAAAUAUCAUUGUUUAGACUAAGCAAUUUUAGCACAGGUCUUUGGGUCUGUGAAAUCUGAGCCAUUCCAGUUUGAACAGAGAUCUGAUUUCAGAUAUCCACACAAGCCAAGGCAAAGACAGCAUUUUAAGAUGAAGAUUUUUAUCACCACUGGCUGCCACGCUGCUGUCUAAGGCCAUGCUGUACUCAGCCUCAGCACUUUUCCCAGCGCCUGUGCUCUCCUGUCUGUUGCGGUGGCACCAAUUAGAGCUACUGUGACAGUUGUCCUCAGGAGCUGAAAGGCCUCUGUCUUUUGUCUGAGUGUGGAGUAGGAGGAUGAGGAUUCUGUUGUGUCUGCUGUCUCUCAGCUCUCUGGCUCUGAGCUACGCACUGGGUGGGGAUGUGUGUGUGUCGGGUCAUGACAGUGGCCCUGUGUUUGAGGAGCAGCCGUCUAGUCUGAUUUACCCAGAGGGGAUGCCAGAAGGCAAGGUGACCCUGAGCUGCCAGGCUCGCGCCAGCCCUGCUGCUAUUUACCGGUGGCGUGUGAAUGGCACUGAAAUAGCAUUUGUCGAGGAUUCGCACUACACACAGGUCGCAGGAAACCUUGUGAUCAAUAACCCUCAGAAUGGGCGAGAUGGUGGGUCAUACCAGUGUCUCGCCGUCAACCGCUGUGGCACCAUCAUUAGCCGAGUGGCUAACCUCAAAUUUGGCUACCUCCAUGACUUCCCCCCUGAGAGUAGAAGCCCUCAGACGGUCCAUGAAGGUGCAGGAACCUUUCUUGCCUGUCAGCCACCAGCUCAUUACCCAGCAUUGUCCUACCGCUGGUUCAUAAAUGAGUUCCCCAACUUCAUCCAGCCAGAGGGGGGCAGAUGGUUUGUUUCUCAGGUGACGGGUAACUUGUAUCUUGCUAAUGCAAGGGCCAAUGACACGGGCAACUAUUUCUGCUUCACCACCAUCAACAUGGACAUCAGCACCAAGAGCAUCUUCAGCAAAGCUGUCCAGCUCACUGUUUACCCUAAUGCAAACCCAAGGAAAGCCGCUCCAAAUGUCCGAGUGCGUUUUCCCGCUGAGACGUAUGCAUUAUCGGGACAAACUGUACAGCUGGAAUGCUUUGCCUAUGGCAAUCCCAUUCCUAAAAUCCGCUGGAGGAAGGUCGAUGGGAUUUUACCACCGAAGGUCGGCGCAAGUGCAGAGGGACCCACCCUGAUUAUUCCUGAACUGAAUUUUGAUGACGAGGGCAUGUAUGAGUGUGAGGUUUACACCUCAGAGGGCCGUGAGACACAUCAGGGACGUGUCUCUGUGCAAGCCCAGCCUGAGUGGCUUCAGGUCAUGAGUGACUCUGAGGUGGAAAUCAGUUCGGAGCUGCAGUGGAGCUGUGCUGCUUCGGGCAAACCGAGACCCACCAUUGGAUGGCUCCGUAACGGACAGCCCCUCACCACACAGGACCGUGUGGAAGUGAUUAACGGGCGACUGAGGAUCAGUAACCUCGCCUUGGAGGAUUCAGGGAUGUAUCAGUGUGUGGCCGAAAACAAACAUGGCACCAUUUACUCAAACGCUGAGCUCAGAGUUCAAGUUCAGGCUCCAGACUUCAGGUUAAAUCCAGUACGUAAGCUUGUUCCUGCUGCUCGUGGUGGACAGGUGAAAAUGGAGUGUAAGCCUCGGGCGGCUCCUAAACCCACUCUCUUCUGGAGCCGUGGCACAGAGCUACUGACCAAUAGUACCAGGAUAACAGUCACUCCAGAUGGAGUUCUGUGGAUCUACAAUAUCAGUCGCUCCGAUGAGGGAAAGUACACCUGCUUUGCAGAAAACUACCUUGGCAAAGCCAACAGCACGGGACACCUGUCUGUCAGAGAUGCCACAAAAAUCACAUUAGCACCCUCUAAUGCUGACAUCAAUCAGGGUGAAAAUGCCACUCUGCAGUGCCAUGCGUCACAUGACCCUACUAUGGAUCUCACCUUCACCUGGUUCCUCAAUGGAGUUCUGCUGGACCUCGAGGAACCAAAUGGAAACUAUCGGCGUUUGGAGGGGAAAGAGACGAUUGGUGACCUGUUGAUAGUGAACGGACAGCUCAGUCACGCUGGCACAUACACCUGCACGGCCCAGACGGUGGUGGACAGUGCUGUGGCCUCGGCCAAGCUGGUUGUGAGGGGCCCACCAGGACCUCCUGGAGGUUUAUUGGUGACUAGUGUCAAUGACACUUCAGUUGAGCUGAGAUGGAGUCGUGGAUAUGAUAACCACAGUCCCAUUGGCAAGUAUGUCAUCCUGGGCCGAUCCUCACAGACUCACGACUGGAAGAGGAUGAGGACAGACCCUGCGAACAUAGAAGGAAAUGCUGAGUCUGCACGUGUGAUAGAUCUUCGACCCUGGAUGGAUUAUGAAUUCCAGGUUAUAGCCAGCAACAUUUUGGGUAGUGGAGAACCAAGCAUGCCCUCCCAGCCUGUCCGAACCAAACAAGCAGCACCCACUGUGGCUCCCAGUGGACUUGGUGGAGGUGGAGGAAACCGUAAUGAACUUAUCAUUACAUGGACUACCAUGGCCAGGGAGUAUCAGAAUGGAGAUGGCUUUGGUUAUAUCCUGGCAUUCAGAAAGCAAGGCAUGCCAACAUGGAUGGUGGUGAGAGUGCCACACGUGGAGUCAUCACGAUAUGUGUACAGUAAUGAGAGUCUGUCAGCCUACUGCCCUUUUGAGGUCAGAAUCAAGGCCUACAACAAGAAAGGAGAAGGUCCCUUCAGCCAGAUUGCUGUGGUACAUUCUGCAGAAGAGGAGCCUACCAUAUCCCCAAGAAGGAUUAAUGCCACGGCUCUGACAGCUUUUGAGAUUCAGGUGUCCUGGGACCCCAUUCAACAUCUGAACAUUAAUGGAGUUCUUCGGGGUUAUGAGAUUCGUUAUUGGCGACAACAUGAACGUGAGGCAGCUGCGGACCGAGUGAGAACGGCAGGGCUGGAGAGCAUGGCACGAGUCACGGGUCUGAGGCCCAACACUCUUUAUCAUGUCACUGUAUUGGCCUACAACAGUGCAGGCACUGGCCCAGCCUCCCCAAGAACCACUGUCGUCACCAAGAAACCUCCCCCCAGCCGUCCUCCAGGUAACGUCUCAUGGAAGAUUGCUGGUUCUUGGGUUACUGUGAGAUGGGAUCAUGUUAAAUCCAUGGACAAUGAGUCUGCCGUUCUGGGUUACAAAGUCCUCUACAAGCAUGAAGGGCAUUCUUCCUUGAAGAUAGUGGAGAAAAGCAAGAACUCUAUCACUCUGCCGUUACCCAAGGACAAUGGUUAUGUGGUUCUGGAAAUCCGCUCGUGGGGAGAUGGAGGAGACGGAGCAGCCCAUGAGGCAAUAGUGUCUCAAGAUUCAGGCACUGGAAUGAUGGUCCAGAACAGUUCUGGCACUUCUGGGUCCCUCUGCACAUCUGUUCUGUUGUUCACGGCACUCGUUCUCAUUGGCUCAUCUGGACUGUGAUGAUAGCCAGGGAUGAGGCAUUUCUUAUUGAAUGGAGCAGGUUUUCCCCAGAAGGGACAGGCUGUAGGUUGGGGGGGGGGGGGUCUGGGGGGUGCUGAUGAGGAAAGUUGGAAUAGAUGUGUGGGGUGUAAAGUUUUUGAAUUGAGGAGUGGAAGGUUCUUUUGUAUAAAAAGGUUUUUUUACAAGGAUGUUUGGACAGAAAGUCAUUGUGGGAGACUUUUUUGAUUGUUAUCAUUUUAGACGCUUGCCUUAGAAGCUCGGAAACUCAAAAUUGAGCACUGAUCAUGUCAGCAUUUGGUUGUAGUUUCUAAAAUUCAACAACAGCUCUAUCUUGUUGAUUUCGUCAUAGGUGUAAAUACACAUGGAUGUAUUGGUGACAUUUCCAUAAUGGAUGAAACAAACACUUUUUUUUAUACUUGUCGGCAGCAUAUGGACUGCAAAAUGAUCCAAAUGAAUGUUUACCUUUUUUAUUUUAUCUUUUUUUGUGUGUGUGUCAAUGUAAUUUCAAGCAAGCGUGGAUCAGGAUUUUUAUUAACAGGUUUUUGUAUCUGUGUUGGAAUGAUUGUAGCAUUCUGCCUCCCUCAGUUUUCUAGUUUUUAAAGAAGAAAGGUCCCACAAAAGCAAUGGUACAACAGAACCAGAUUCGUGUAGUUGUUAAAGUGGGCUUGGCUUGGCAAAGUCAUCACUCUGUUAUCUCAUUGAUAUUGCUUUGUCUUUUUCCUCAAAGAUUACAUAAAGUUGACGUCCAUGGGCUGUUAAUUGCUUUCUUGGCACACUGCAAGAGCGAGACUGAACAUUGAACAAUGCUGAAGAUAACAUUCAUGGACAAACAAGUUAAUUAUUAUAUAAAGGUAUUGUUUUCUUACAAGAACUGGCUCAAUCUUUGGAUGCUGUCCUUAAUGGCAGACACCUUAAGUGACAAGGUCCUUGCGACUAAAAGAAUUAGGAGACGUGUUUUGGUAGGCUGACAUUAGAUUGUGAGCAGGGUUGCCAGGUUUUCAUAACAAAACCCACCCAAUUGCUACUCAUAAUUAGCUCAGUAGCAUUUUGAGGGGUGUCCCCUGUAAAAAAUUGCAUUCCAGUGGGUAAAAUAAAAAUUUUCGGGGAGGUUUCCCUGGUAAGAAUCGCAUUGCAGGGGCUAAAUGUCACGUUAUUGGGGGCGCUUUAAGCCGCUGACAUGAAAAACAAUCUGCGGCAACACUGUUAAAGCAGCCCAAUUCCGUGGGAAGACCGCAUACUUGGCAACAGUGAUUGUGAUGGUCUUAGCGACAAUUCUGGGGCUCUCGGGUCACUCUAACAGGUCCCAGGACACUUGUCUGCUACAAAAUCCAGCUCAACCUAAACCUGCCAUGUUUGUUUAAAAACCUAUAUGGAUUUUUUUUUGCUGUUAUGUUUUCCUUUUUAUUUCCUUUUUAUUUAUUAAUGAACAAAACUAAAGAUUUCAGAGAUCCUCUGCUGUGCUUUUUAGAUUUGUAUUUCAAAACUAUGACUUCAACUACCGAAGUACAAACUUGAAACUGUUAUGAAAUCGUUUGAUGUGCACAAUGCGUCAAAUUUCAGUCUGAAGCUUGUACUUUCAGAUCAAAAAGGUACAAUGAAACUGUUUGAAUGUUGUAUAUAUUUCUUUCCUUCACCCUGCUUUGAUUUUCAUUAGUGCCUGUUCAGUGGGAUUAUUUCUUUAGAAUUAUUCACUUUUUUUCUAUUCAGUGUUUCUAUUAAAUGUAUUUCAUUUUCUAUUUAACACUGUUUUUAUCAAGUUCUUACUGUAAAUGUAGUAUUUUCUUCGUGUGGGGGGUGCUUGAUUGUUUGAGCUCCUUCAUUUUGUCUUUUUCAUCUCUAACACCUUGUAUGAUCAUUUAUAUCAAGCAAUUUUAUAUUUUGCCCAUUAACUGUAAAUUACAAAUCACGAUCAGUGGCAUUUAAAACGAUUUUAGCCAAAAACACAUAAUAGCAUCAUCAGUAGCUCUAGUCCCACACCCUGGUAGCAGUCGAGUAAAUGUUACACUUUUCAAAUGUAGAAGCACUCAAGUCAUGUUAGAACUACAAAACCAAAACUAUAGUGUCCAUGUCUCUUGCCCUUGGUUUGUACUUCUAUUUCAAGUGAUUUUAAGUGCAUUAUGAGUCCACUAUGUACAAUUUCACAGCUUUCAAUUCUUGUAUCAUUUAAUUCGAAAAUCAUUCUGCUGUGUUUCACGUUGUGUGGUUUGCCCCCUUUCGUGUUCAAUCAGGGCUUCGUCAGUCACAACCCAACAUUUAUAGCCGCUAACAACUUUCCAAACUUGUCUGUAUUUACGCUUGCAGGAGUCGAAUGGCACGCUUGUAGUUUCACUCUGAAUGUCACUCAGGUUGUGAUGUCAAGUGGUCUCUUCGAACUACCAUGAACCACAUUUGUUGUAAAGUCGAGCCUGUCCACUGCGGACUGAAUGUGAAUAAUGCAGCACUUGUAAAUAUUCUUCAAUAAAAAACAUUUUGACUGUA
Carassius auratus (goldfish) is the source of this 6831-nucleotide messenger RNA. RefSeq names its product contactin-2-like. Bases 1237 to 4353 code for a protein of 1038 amino acids. Gene Ontology annotation, cellular component: axon; plasma membrane. Gene Ontology annotation, molecular function: cell-cell adhesion mediator activity. Lineage: Eukaryota; Metazoa; Chordata; Actinopteri; Cypriniformes; Cyprinidae. The record is from RefSeq and is a predicted model, not a curated record. Gene Ontology annotation, biological process: axon guidance; cell-cell adhesion; brain development. The transcript is spliced from 24 exons.